Porites evermanni is the source of this 4805-nucleotide messenger RNA. The record is from the annotation of a GenBank genome assembly. Lineage: Eukaryota; Metazoa; Cnidaria; Anthozoa; Scleractinia; Poritidae.
AUGAAUUGUGACAAUCUUAUGUUGCUUGUCACCGCAACAUUCAGCAUUCUCGCCAGUCUUGACUUGGCUCUUGCGAAAGACUAUUACAAGAUUUUAGGUGUACCAAGAGAUGCUAGUGACAGACAGAUCAAGAAAGCUUUCAGAAAGCUUGCCGUGAAAUACCAUCCUGAUAAAAAUAAGCAAAAAGAUGCAGAGGCCAAAUUUCGCGAGAUAGCGGAAGGUAGGUAACACCUCUCGGAAAUUGGAAGUGUUUUCAAUUUCGUUUAGGAUUGUCAAAUAUAAUUUGAAACAAACAUAAGAUGUAUUCCUCUAUAAUACGAGGCCGUUACUUUAUCUUGAGAAUUAGUUUUUCCUCAGUAAAACCCAAGACUUCUCAUUCUCGAUACACGUCGAUACCUCAAACGUUCCAACAUAAAUUAUACGUGUAUUAGAGAAAACAGCAUGGGACCAGUUCCUUCUGUUAAAGUUUGGUUGUCAUUUUCAAGAAUUGAGUACCUUUUCAUACACAUUUAUUGUUUUUGCUUUAUAUUUAAGCUUAUGUUUGUUGGACAUAAACUCGUUUCCUGUAAUUCACUGAAAGGUUUGAAUAGAUUUUCUGCGUAGAAGAUGUCCAAUUGUUGUCAGGCUUUCAAUUGUUUUUAUUACAAGGUGUACUUGGAUUGCAUAACAAUAUCUUUGGAAAUAAUUUGCUUUUCACUUUGGAUUUGAAAUCCAAGCUUGUGACACUUGAAUCACGAAUGUUCAACUGGAGGUGUUUUCUGCUUCAAUUUAAUAAGUCAUGUGAUUUAACGCUUUUAAUAGCAAAGUGAUGACUCAUUGAAGUGAUCAGUUUUUCCGAAGAUUAAAGUACAAAUAAGCUUACAUACUUGUACCUAGCAACAGCUCACUUUACAUUACGAUAUACAAAUUUUGCAUGUGUCUAGAAGUGCUGCUUCUCAAGUAAACUGCAAGUGUGAAUUAAGACUAUUUUUUAACCAAUGACAAUUAAAAAGGGAAAACUGAAAAUGAACUUGCACUGACCACACGUACAUUGAUUGAUAGGCUGCCUUGGCCCUCUGCCCCUACUCUGAAUUCUUGGGAAUGUUAGAUCAAUUUUACCUCCAUGAUUCACUUUCUGGCUUACACAUAACUGAGCUGAGCUUAGAGGCACUUACUUAAGAAAUGUACAGUCACGCGGAGCGUAGGGGUUUGGGGCAAAGUGUACAAAAUUAAAAUUUGCAACUGUGUAGUGCUUGUAUGUUAACUGUGCACAUUCAAGGAAAAAUUCCACUACGCACAAAUGGACAUUAUUUUGGUCCUAAUUUUUCAGUUCGUUAGAAGAUUUCCCUGGCCCUUGACAAUUUUUUUUGACGUCAAAAUAAUUUAUGCUGUUUUCAAAGCACUUAUAUUUGUUACUCUAGUAAUCUUUCAAAUGAUGAAUAAUUAUUACACAUCAGAGAACAUAGUAGUGUCUGUAAAUGCAGUUUAGUGACAGUAUACAGUAAUAGACCAGUAUUUUAAUUUGGUGAAAAAUAUUGCAACCCAGCAGUGCCCCUUUUGCUUAUAUGCUGGAGUGUACAGUGUACAGUGUACUGCUUGCUUGGACAGUUUCUUCAAUAAUAAAUGGAUAUUACAGUUAGUUUAUACAGACACUUUGGUAAAUGUGUCAGUUUGUAGGGGAGAGAUAUUAAAUUUUUCAUCUGAGUUGAUUAUGUUGAAUUGGCUACUGUAUAGAGACUCAGAAGCUGUUGUUCUGCCCUCAAAACAAAUCAAACAUGUGGGGUGUGUGUAGCAAAGAGGAGGAGAGCUUUAGACUUGAUUAUAAGCUACUGAUUAACUUUUGUCUGUCUAUUUGAGGGGGCAGAACUUUAUUUGAAGAAAAAGAGUGGCUCAGCGGGUGAUUAAACACAGCUGGUCAUAUAAUAAUCCCUCUCUUUAAAGCAUAAUAAUAAUCCUUGCCAAACCUUUUACAAAACUAGCGGUAAACCUUUUACUGGACUACCUUAAAAUGCUGUCCAUUAGAUGCCUACGUGGGGAAUUUUACCCACUUGAAAGCAUGGACAAAUAAUAAUUUUAAAUGGCCAAAAUUCAAAGUUAAAAUAUAAUCUUAAAUAAAAGAAAUAUGCUGAAAAAUUACUGUUGAAAUGUGAAAGCAGUUCGUUCAAGUGAUUGGUUACCAUGUGAGUUCAACAAAAAGCUCAAACAUUAAAUUGACAAUAAUAAAAAAUUAAAAAUAAUAAAAGUGUAGACAGAGUGAUCUGAAAGUAAUAGUGUGUGUAAGAAGUUUCAGUGGAUGCAUGAUAGAAUGUUGUGCAUGGACAUAGCCUGACAUGGAGAUUUCAGGUGACGUUAAAGAGACAAUUCGCAAUGACGAUUUUUAGCUCAACAAAGCAUUGCGACAUUGUUUCAAAUAGUUCCAACAUUGCCACACUGCUGUGCACUAAAAAUUGUUGUUGUGAAUCAUCUGGUGUACAUCUUUAAGGUGUGUUUACCAGUCAGGGUCAAAUACCCCCCCUUCCCCAAGCCUGUGCUGUAGCACAAAUUAUGCAUUGCCGGUGUUCCCCGGUGCAUAAUCUUUGCUCCUGUAACAGUGUGACUAGAAAAUCCAGAAAAUCAAUUUUUUUAGAGCAUAACCUUGUUCCAGAAAGAACUGAUAACACUUCAUUCAACUCUAAUGAAAGCACUCUUCAACUCUUUCAGCGUAUGAAGUUCUGUCAGAUGAAAAAAAGAGAAGGCAAUAUGAUCAGUUUGGAUCAGAAGGAAUGAACGAUAAUGGCUUCAAUUUCCAUUCACAAGGUUUCCGAAGCUUCGAUGAUAUAUUCAAAGAUUUUGACUUUGGAAGUGGACAUGGACAUGGAAAAGAAUGGAAGUUUUCUUUUGGUGGUGGCGGAGGUGGAUUUGAUGAUUUCUUUGAUGACGAUGAUGAAGAAGAAGAUGAUGACUUUUUUGGAGGAUUUAAAUUUGGUGGAUUUGGGGACUCAUUUUUCAGUGACGGAAGUUUUCACACAACUAGUCAUAGAGAAGAUGUAUUUACAAAUGACGAUGGAGAAAGAAUGCACAGAAAUGUCAGACAUACAGCAUUUAGAGAAUCAAGUAAGUGCGCCCCUAAGAGUAUGGUUAUUUCAACCUUAUCGUGAUAAAAUUCUGGAUUAUUCUGGAAUAGCCUUGUUCAAAAGAAACAUUUUAUUCUGUUUUCAAAACAACAAUCCAUAUAAUUUUGUUUAGUAUGAAGUGAGUGAUGUUGAGAGUCUUGGGACACUAAAAUGGAGUUAAACGUUACUCCCCCUCCCAACCCAAGCUGUGUUGACUUUUGUGCACUCUGUAUACUUAACCCAGGCCUGAUAACAUUACUUUGAGCAGGGUAGGGGGGGAAGAAAGGGGGUGGACAGGGGGAAGGGUCACAGAUGACACCUGAAUUCCAUCGCACAACAGAGGUGGUUCUUUUAAGUCUAGAUUUUCAUGUACGAAGUGUUUUUUAUCGUUGAAGGAAGGUCUGCAAUAUUUGUGUCAGGGAUAUUCAGCCUCCUUUGUAGUCAUCUAGGGUGAUUGUAUACCGAAUUCACAGUAUGCACGAAAUGAAUGAUUUUACCUUGUACCUUCACUCCCCUUCAUGUAGAAAACUGCUCCUUACUCUCAUUCUUUCUAUGGCAUUUAGAGUAAGAGAUAUUGAAACCUGCUCCCCCCAGUGACAGGCAGUGAUGGUCAAUGGGUGAGAGGGAAUCUGUUGAAAGUGCUCCCUAGUUUUUGAGUUUUAUAGCUGGUUACUUUGCACUGAGCAUCCUCUGUUUCUCUCUUCGCAGGUGGAGGCAGAACAUGUCGGACUGUUACAAGAAAAGUGGGAAAUAUGGUCACAACAUUCACUGAAUGUACUUAGGCUUUUUGUAGUUAUAAGGGGUCAAGAGGGCAGUAGCUUCCAUUUAGUCAGUGUAGUUCUCAGGUUUGGUGCAAUCAAGUUCUCCCUAAGGGCAGUGUCAAAUGUCAAACUUUUCUUGGGACAAACCUAAUGGUAAUACCAAGAACAUACUAAACAAAUUAAUCGGCUAUAACUUUUGAAAUGAUGUCAAAAUGUUCAAAACUCAGUGAAAGAGCAAGUAGUGCAUCCAAACAUAAUUUCUGAGACCCAUGAAUUUCCAAAUUCUGUUUUCCCCCUGAGAAUGGUUUGUCAGGCAGAAGAGAAGAGUUUGAUAGGAUCUUACAUGUACAUGUAUCUACAGUGUAGGAGGGUCAUUAGGAGCAACCGGUACAUGUAGAUGGAAUAGUAUGCAAUGGACACUGCUGGCAGUUAAAUGUGACUAACUUUUAGACUUAGAUAUAUUUUUGUAGGGUGAAAAACAUGUCACAGAUUUCAACUAAGGAUGCAUUUCUUUGAAAAAUUCCAAAUUCGGUUUUUCAAUUUUUUUUUCUUUUUUGCCGAAAUUGGGAAAUGGAUUAUUGAACUAAAGAUUGCACAUUCUGACUUGCAUUUUAUAAACAUUUAUUUAGGAUUUAUGAACAAAGCAUUUUAUGUGGUUUGAGUGUGGAUGCAAAAAACUACACAAGUUUGCAAAAACUCUGCUAAGAAGGCCUGUGGCAUUUCUGCAGGUAGAGGAAAUUAACGUUAAGUUAUGUUAAUUUCCAAUACCUUAAUUUCAUUGAGCUUCAAUUUUCUAUAAUAAGGUGCAUUAUUGCCAUGGUAAAAAAAAAUCCAUUUUUGGAUUGUCAGCUUGGUAAAUUCAACUUUACUGUAUCAGAGAAUAAUAUGUGAUAUUAAACUUGCCCAAGGAAAUUCACUGUGUUAUAAAAGGUGGUUAGGGAGUGUUGAUUGGAGCAUAAAUGAAUUAUUAAAA